Molecule: messenger RNA, 2355 nt
Organism: Solanum verrucosum
Lineage: Eukaryota; Viridiplantae; Streptophyta; Magnoliopsida; Solanales; Solanaceae
Exons: 2
Coding region: 95-2164 (689 amino acids)
Source: RefSeq, a predicted model, not a curated record
AUCAUCAGAGAGAAAACUGGAAAAUAGAUGAAUUUUUUUGAAGGCUGAUGAUCUGAAGAACAUUUCAGUUAAAGUUUCAUUCUUUUUCUCCAUAAUGGAAGGUGGAUCCCCAGAUCGAGAAUCCGUGGAAUCUGGGACAAAAAAAUCGAGUAUUUCUUCAGGUGGGAGAGUCCAAGAUCGCAAAGAAUUUCUCCGUAGGUUUGUAGAUAGCGAAAGCCUGAUUGAAAACCUUAAGACAUGGCAUGAAGAGGUACGAGAGGAACCUCCCUUUGAUGUUCCUUUUGAAUUGAUAGAUCUUCAAAAGUUUGAUUAUGCUUUGGAAGGAGUUCCAUUUCAGCAGCUGAUUCGAAUGCCUAGAGCGAUCUAUAACUCAGCUUCUGGUGCUGUGGAAGCAACUGCUUAUCUUGCCCUUGAAGAUUUUCUGCAUGCAAGUGUGAAGAGUUUAUGGGAGUCAUUUUGGGGUCAGGAUGAACCUCUGCCUUUCUAUGUUUCUAGUAUCUACAAUUCAAACUUGAGAUUCUACCAAGCUGAGAAAGCCAUUGCUAAAGGGAGAGUUGGAGGUCUUUGUGCUACAGCUAUAAUGCUAAAGAACCCAAAGCAUCCACAAGGGAAGUGGGAUGAUGUUUUGCAACUUGCUAUUCUAAGGCCUGAUAUAGGAAACCGUGCUACUGUAAAGAAUGACUGUAAGCCUUCUCUCUCAGUUUUAGGUGAAGCUUUAUUCUUUACAGUACGUGUAUUGCUUGCAAGAAGCUUCAGCAGAUACAAUAUUCCUCUCAGUUUGAAUUCUGUUUUUGUUCUUUUAGUUGACUCUCAAUAUGGUGGUGUCAUGAAAGUUGAAGGAGAUAUAACCAAGUUGGAAAUGGAUGUGAAUGAUGUUUAUGGUUGUGCUGCUGAAUGGAUAAAAAAUAAUGCUUUAAUUACAAUCUCCCCCGUUGAUAGAAUCUGGACCAAAUUUGGAAAUGCUAAUUGGGGAGAUAUUGGUGCUUUACAGGUACUUUUUGCUACUUUCCACUCGAUCACUCAGUAUGCUGGAAUGUCAACGAACUCGGUUGAAGAUUUGGCUGCUGACCACAGUUCUCGUCUUCAAGCAAGAAGAAUUGAAAGGCAAUUGUGGGAUAGCAGGUCGAAUGGAAAUGGUUCAUUUCGCCUCGAGCAGCAUAGUGCUUCACAUGAAAUUGUAGAAGUGCAUGAAGAAUCUGUCAGGUUGGUAUCUGAAACGUCUAUGAAUCUGGAGGUUGGUUCUGUCUUGCUGAUAGAAGACUCAAACUGGGAGAAGGGUUAUCAGAUCAACGAAGUCCUGACUGACGGAGAGAUUACAUAUUAUAUUGCAUCUCCUGUUGAAGAUCCAGGUAAGGCUUUAUUUCUGUAUGUAAGUUCGCAUCCUUCUCAGCUGGAACCAGCAUGGGAAGAUAUGAAGCUAUGGUAUCAAGUUCAGAGGCAAACUAAGAUAUUAAAAAUUAUGAAGCAAAAUGGGUUAUCUAGCAAAUAUCUGCCACAAUUGAGUGCAUCUGGCCGGAUAGUUCACCCUGGCCAGUGCAGAAGACGAAAUGGUGGUAAUUGUGAUUACCCAUGGUGUGGAACCCCCAUUCUAGUGACUACCUCAGUGGGCAUAACAGUUGCUGAUAUGGUGAGAGUUGGCCAAUUUGGUAAAGAUGAGGCUAUCAGGUGUUGCCAUGACUGCCUAUCUGCCCUUUCAGCAGCUGCCUCAGCUGGAAUUCGGCAUGGUGACCUCAGGCCUGAAAAUGUUAUUUUUGUUACACCUGGUGUGGGGCAGCCUUAUUUUGUUCUUGUUGGUUGGGGACAUGCCCUUUUAGAAGAGAGGGAUCGUCCUGCAAUGAAUCUCCAUUUCUCCUCUACGUAUGCCCUUGAAGAAGGGAAACUAUGUUCAGCUUCCGAUGCUGAGAGUCUAGUUUACAUGCUCUACUUUUCAUCUGGUGGUGAUAUGCCUGAUCUUGAUUCAGUUGAAGGAGCAUUGCAAUGGAGGGAAACCUCUUGGUCAAGAAGGCUAAUCCACCAAAAGCUUGGAGAUAUUUCUACAGUCUUGAAAGCAUUUGCAGAUUAUGUUGACAGCCUUUGUGGAACGCCCUAUCGUAUGGACUAUGAUAUCUGGCUUAGAAGGUUAGAGAGACAUAUUCAUGGAAAGGAAAUUGAAACAUCAAGUUAGAAAUUUGUUUUCGUUCAGCGCUGAAGCCUCCCUGCAUUUCCCUUAGGACAACCUCUUAGAUUAUCUGAACAUACUGGAAGAUAGUUCUACCAGUAACCAAUUGAAUUAAUUUUUGGCCCUGAACUGUGUAAUUGUUUUGCCUAUGGAUAUGGACUUGGACACUGUUCAAGAAAGCAUUCUAUAUCUGUAAA